GUGGAUUUCGAUAACAUAACCUCUAAAACCUAUUUAAUAUAUUAAAAUAUUUAUUUUACAUCAUAAAAAUGCAAUUAACCUUAAGGCUGUUGGCUAACAGACAUCCGUCGUUUAUUGCCAGGACGGUAUUUGUAAAGAACAACAACGUAGACGAUGCUUGCAGGUUGGUUAACAGAAUCCUUGGCAAAGAAGGAAUCUUAGAGCAGUACAGGCUAACAAGAUAUUAUGAAAAACCUUUCCAGACGAGACGACGCAUCAAUCAUGAAAAGUGCAAAGCUAUCUACAACGAAGAUAUGGAGAGGAAAAUUCAAUUUGUGCUUCGCAAGAACAGACAUGAACCCUUCCCUGGAUGCCACUGAUGCCCUAUCAAAUUUUAUUUCUACG
Molecule: messenger RNA, 384 nt
Organism: Leguminivora glycinivorella
Lineage: Eukaryota; Metazoa; Arthropoda; Insecta; Lepidoptera; Tortricidae
Gene: mRpS21
Product: 28S ribosomal protein S21, mitochondrial
Exons: 2
Coding region: 69-359 (96 amino acids)
Biological process (GO): translation
Cellular component (GO): ribosome
Molecular function (GO): structural constituent of ribosome
Source: RefSeq, a predicted model, not a curated record